Archocentrus centrarchus (flier cichlid) is the source of this 2475-nucleotide messenger RNA. It is a transcript of the gene aldh8a1, whose product is annotated as aldehyde dehydrogenase 8 family, member A1. Bases 101 to 1573 code for a protein of 490 amino acids. The record is from RefSeq and is a predicted model, not a curated record. The transcript has 7 exons. Gene Ontology annotation, molecular function: retinal dehydrogenase (NAD+) activity. NCBI's taxonomy places the organism in Eukaryota, Metazoa, Chordata, Actinopteri, Cichliformes, Cichlidae. Gene Ontology annotation, biological process: retinoic acid metabolic process.
GGCCCGCUGCAGUUUCCAUGCAGUUGGAAGCAUUUCGUGUUGCAUUCUGCAGUUUCUCUGAAGUGAACCGCACUUAAUUUGGUGCCAGUAAUUGACAACCAUGUCCAAAACUUCGGAAUCUCGCUCUUAUUUGGUUCUGGAGAAUUACAUCGGAGGAAAGUUGGUCUCUUGCCGGAGUUACAUCGACUCAUACGACCCGUCCACCGGUGAGGUCUACUGCAAAGUGCCGGACAGCGGAAAGGAGGAGGUGGAUGCAGCGGUGGCAGCAGCUAAAGAAGCCUUCCCCGAGUGGUCUGCACGCAGCCCAGACGAGCGAGCAAAAGUCCUCCACAAGCUGGCUGACCUGAUUGAAGCCAACCUGGAGGAGUUUGCACAAGCUGAGUCCAAAGACCAAGGUAAAACAAUAACCGCUGCACGGACUGUGGAUAUUCCCCGGGCAGCGUACAACUUCCGCUUCUUUUCAACAUCUAUGCUUCACCACACCACUGACUGCAGCCCGAUGGACCAUGUGGGGUGCCUGAACUACACUAUCCGUUGCCCUGUGGGAGUGGCUGGUUUGAUCAGUCCCUGGAAUCUGCCCCUGUACCUUCUGACCUGGAAGAUUGCACCUGCAAUCGCUGCAGGCAACACAGUGGUGGCCAAACCCAGCGAGAUGACCUCUGUGACCGCCUGGAUGAUGUGCAAGUUGAUGCAGCAAGCUGGUGUUCCUCCAGGUGUCGUCAACAUUGUUUUUGGCACUGGUCCAAGAGCCGGUGACGCUCUUGUUGGUCAUCCCGAGGUCCCGUUAAUCUCCUUUACUGGGUCCACAGCCACUGCCCAGCGUAUUACCGAGCGGAGCGCCCCCUACUGUAAGAAGCUCUCUCUGGAGCUGGGAGGUAAAAACCCAGCCAUUAUUUUUGCUGAUGCAGACUUGGACCAGUGCAUCGAGACCACCGUCCGUUCCAGCUUUUCCAAUCAGGGAGAAAUCUGCCUGUGUACCAGCAGGAUUUAUGUAGAGAGGAGCAUUUACUCUGAGUUCCUGGAAAGGUUUGUGGCUGCAGCUAAGAAGUGGAAGACGGGCGCCCCCUCCGACCCCAGCAGCAAAAAUGGAGCUCUCAUCAGUAAAGAACACCUGGAGAAGGUUCGUAGCUACAUUGCCCUCGCCAAAUCAGAAGGCGGCAAAGUCCACUGCGGUGAAGGGGUCGACCAGCUGGACCUCCCCGAGCGCAACAAAUCUGGCUACUUCAUGCCGACGACGGUCAUCUCAGGCAUGUCUGACAGCUCCCGCGUCAUGCAGGAGGAGAUCUUUGGCCCUGUCACCUGCGUCAGCCCCUUCGACACCGAGGAUGAGGUUGUUGCCAGGGGCAAUGGUGUGCGUUAUGGUCUGUCAGCCGUGGUGUGGUCCAAGGAUGUGGGGAAGGUUCACCGGGUGGCCAAUCGGUUACAAGCAGGUCUGGUGUGGACCAACUGCUGGCUGGUGAGAGAUCUGAACCUCCCGUUUGGAGGAAUGAAGAACUCUGGUGUGGGAAGGGAGGGAGGGAAGGAUUCCUAUCACUUCUUCACAGAGGUGAAGAGCGUCACCAUCAAGCACUGAGGGAGGAAAGUAAGGGGGCAGAUCUUCAACAAAAAUGUUUUCUUGUAGAAGUUGUAGUCUGAGAAGUACACAGAUGUAGGGUGAGCUUAGAGCCUGUUUACAUGAGAACGAUUUGCUGGAAAUAGUAUCAUUUUUCUUUUUUCAUUUUUCGCGUGCAGAUGGCGAUGUUUCAAAAAUGAUCUCCAUUCACACAGAACUGCAAGAGAUGUUGAAAGGGCUGUAGUUUCCAUACCAGGCCAGAAGUUGGCGGUGUGUGUUUUGUGAUGCAACAACAUGCACAUGUAAGAAAUGUGUCUCCGCUGAUCCAGGUGAUGUACAGUGUGUUGGAGAAUUGCUCAAAAGAGCGAGCAGCACGAACAGCACGCUGAAAUCCGCCAUAGUUACUGUUAUCGAUCUACUCACACAUAUGCAGAAAAAGCGCAGGAGCUGCAACCGUAGUGCGCAUGUGCCAGGACCUCCUGUUACAGGUUUUUCCUGGUUAGACGGAGAACAAAGUGUUUCAAAAAAGAUCCCACUCUGGAGCCCUCCUUCAGGGACUCAAAACGCUGCUGUUGUGUAAACGAACAUCCAAAAUGCAGCACAAGUGUACCGUUAUCACCUGAAAACGUUCUCAUGUAAACGGGGUGUCACAGUGUUCAUCAACUCUUAUUCAACAAAUUUCCUGAGCUUCUGAUUAACUCGCAUCUGUACAAUACAAAGGUCAAAAAGUCAGCCUCGAACAACAAAAAUAACUAGCAGAGCUCUAAUAUAAAUGUGUAUUAAUGAGGAAAUGUGUAAUAACUGAAUCCAGCAGUUCAGCAGCCACUAACUGUGAAUAAAGUUGCUGAGGUGCUGAAAUUGCAUUUGAAGUUAAUUAUUUAUGGAUGAAUUCUCAACCAUUAAAUUUGCAGAUGAAAACAAAA